This is a messenger RNA of Sesamum indicum (sesame), 2807 nucleotides long. Its product is annotated as phospholipase D alpha 1. Gene Ontology annotation, cellular component: plasma membrane. The record is from RefSeq and is a predicted model, not a curated record. Gene Ontology annotation, biological process: phospholipid catabolic process; phosphatidylcholine metabolic process. NCBI's taxonomy places the organism in Eukaryota, Viridiplantae, Streptophyta, Magnoliopsida, Lamiales, Pedaliaceae. Gene Ontology annotation, molecular function: calcium ion binding; D-type glycerophospholipase activity.
UAUAGAGAGAGAGGCACAUGAAGAGAUAAAUGUCAACGUCUGAAUCCUCUUUCUUUGAGGCAUUUCGUCCCCUUCUCUCUCUCUCUCUCUCUCUCUCUCCAAAUAAUUAGGUUCCUCAUAGCCAUUAAAACGCAGUGAAAGGUGUGCUGAAUUCGGAGAAGAAGGGGUGAGGGGUGAGAGGAGGAAGAUCGAUGGCUCAGAUACUGCUCCACGGAGAUCUUCAUGCAACUAUAUAUGAGAUUGAUAAGCUCCAUACUGGAACUCUCACUAAGUUCUUUCAUAAGGUGGUAGAGGGAAUUGAGGAAGUACUGGGUUUUGGAGAUACAGCUUCGAAGCUGUACGCAACCAUUGAUUUGGGAAAAGCAAGAGUUGGCAGAACCAGAUUGCUAGCUCACCAACACUCAAAUCCUCGUUGGUACGAGUCUUUCCACAUAUACUGUGCCCACAUGGCGUCUCAAGUGGUGUUCACUGUCAAAGUUGACAAUCCCAUUGGGGCAGAACUGAUUGGGAGAGCUUAUCUACCUGUUGAGGAACUGCUUGCAGGAGAAGAAGUGGAUAGAUGGCUUGAGAUCCUCAAUGAUGAUCAUAAGCCGAUACACGGCCACUCCAAGAUACAUGUCAAGUUGCAGUUCUACGAUGUCACUCGUGAACGUUGUUGGGCUCGAGGACUUAAGAGCCCCAAGUUUCCUGGCGUCCCCUUUACGUUCUUUCCGCAAAGGAAAGGAUGCAGAGUUACUCUUUACCAGGAUGCUCAUGUUCCCGACAAUUUCAUCCCGAGGAUUCCUCUUUCUGGUGGGAAGUACUACGAGCCACACCGUUGUUGGGAAGACAUCUUUGAUGCUAUCUCUAAUGCAAAGCAUUUGAUUUACAUAACUGGUUGGUCUGUGUACACUGAGAUUACGUUAGUGAGAGACACGAGAAGGCCGAAGCCCGGUGGAGAUAUUACUCUUGGGGAACUUCUCAAGAAAAAGGCCAACGAAGGAGUGAGGGUUCUGAUGCUCGUUUGGGAUGAUAGGACUUCUGUAGGUUUGUUGAAACAAGAUGGAUUGAUGGCCACUCACGACGAGGAAACGGGAAACUAUUUUCGUGAUACUGAAGUACAUUGUGUCUUGUGUCCUCGUAAUCCUGACGAUGGGCGGAGUAUCAUUCAGAACAUAGAAAUCGGCACGAUGUUCACUCAUCAUCAGAAAAUUGUGGUAGUGGAUAGUGAACUGCCUAAUGGAGAUGCAGAGAGGAGAAGAAUUGUGAGCUUCAUAGGUGGUAUUGAUCUAUGUGAUGGGAGAUAUGACACUCAAUUUCAUUCCCUUUUCAGGACUUUGGACACAGCCCACCAUGAUGAUUUUCAUCAGGCAAAUUUUAAAGGAGCCACCAUACAAAAAGGUGGUCCAAGGGAGCCUUGGCAUGAUAUCCACUGCAAGUUGGAAGGGCCGGCCGCUUGGGAUGUUCUUUACAAUUUCGAGCAGAGGUGGAGGAAACAAGGCGGCAAGGACUUGCUUUUGGAACUUCAAGAACUUCAAAGAAUUAUAAUUCCACCAUCUCCAGUCACAUUCCCGGAUGAUCAUGAAACGUGGAACGUUCAAGUGUUUCGUUCCAUUGAUGGUGGAGCGGCUUUCGGCUUCCCAGAUUCACCCGAAGAAGCAGCAAAAUCUGGCCUUGUGAGCGGCAAGGAUAACAUCAUCGACCGUAGCAUCCAAGAUGCUUACAUCCAUGCUAUUCGUCGUGCAAACAGAUUCAUCUACAUUGAGAAUCAAUACUUCUUAGGAAGCUCCUUCUCGUGGUACUCAAAGGACAUCAAAGACGCGGAUAUUGGAGCUCUACACUUAAUCCCAAAGGAACUCUCACUGAAGAUAGUGAGUAAGAUUGAAGUAGGAGAGCCGUUCAGAGUUUACAUUGUCAUCCCAAUGUGGCCAGAGGGCUACCCAGAGACUGCAUCUGUCCAGGCUAUACUGGAUUGGCAGAAGAGGACCAUGGAGAUGAUGUACAGAGACAUAGUUGAAGCCCUUAAAGCAAAGGGAAUAGUUGCAAAUCCUAAGGACUAUUUGACAUUCUUUUGUCUCGGUAAUAGAGAGGUAAAAAGGAGUGGAGAAUAUCAGCCCUCGGAGAAACCUGAUCCUGAUACGGAUUACGCUAGAGCUCAGGAAGCUAGGAGAGGAAUGAUAUAUGUCCAUGCCAAGAUGAUGAUCGUUGAUGAUGAAUACAUAAUUAUAGGAUCUGCCAAUAUCAACCAAAGGUCCAUGGAUGGCGCCAGGGACUCAGAAAUUGCGAUGGGAGCGUAUCAGCCAUAUCAUCUAUCGUGCAAGCAGCCCGCCAGGGGUCAGAUUCAUGGCUUCCGAAUGGCGUUGUGGUACGAGCACAUGGGCAUGUUGGACAAUUGCUUUUGUCAUCCAGAAAGGUUGGAGUGCAUUCAAAAGGUAAACCAAAUAGCUGAAACAAACUGGGAUCUCUACACCCGGGAAGUUCUGGAAAGAGAUUUGCCGGGACAUCUACUUAGCUAUCCUAUUGGAGUCUCAUCGGAUGGAACAGUUACUGAGCUGCCUGGAACGGAGAAUUUCCCGGACACAAAGGCUCGAGUUCUUGGCUCCGUGGCCGAAUUCUACCCUCCAAUCCUCACUACAUAGUAUUGCUACUUAAUCCUCAAGUCAUGUAAUAACGAGACUGACGAAAAUAAGGUACAUUUUGUACUUAUGUAUAAUAAUAGUCUUGAACCGUUGUGUCUACUCGUAAAUUCUAGGCGUUUUUGCACAUGGACAAUUAUUCAUGUUGUGUGUUUGAUGAAUUAUAUUAUUAAUAAUAACACGUUAAAGAAA